This is a messenger RNA of Myxocyprinus asiaticus (Chinese sucker), 9201 nucleotides long. RefSeq names its product microtubule actin crosslinking factor 1b (gene macf1b). Bases 242 to 6130 code for a protein of 1962 amino acids. Gene Ontology annotation, molecular function: calcium ion binding; microtubule binding; structural molecule activity. Lineage: Eukaryota; Metazoa; Chordata; Actinopteri; Cypriniformes; Catostomidae. Gene Ontology annotation, cellular component: membrane; focal adhesion; cytoplasm. Gene Ontology annotation, biological process: hemidesmosome assembly; cytoplasmic microtubule organization; wound healing. The transcript is spliced from 41 exons. The record is from RefSeq and is a predicted model, not a curated record.
UUUUUUUGCAUUUGUAGAUGCAAGUGGUGCAGAAAUUACACACAUAUCAGAAACAGUCAAUAUUCAGAGGAUUGUGUCCUCUGGUGGUAGAGAAGAGGAAUUGCAGGCAAAGAUGUGACUUAGUAUCUGUUAUAAAUAGGCUGAGAGACAGAACCCAGAGGGGAUCCCAUUUACGGAUGGACUGCCUUUCUGUCAUUAUGCAACUGAAAGCCUCUCUGGCCCCCCUGUAUUAUCUCUGCCCAUGCCAGGCCUGUCUCCACAUGAGAGUGGCUCUAAGGAAGCAGCUGCACCGAAGGGAAGACAAUAUGGGAUGGAGGCAGAGGAGUGGAAUCAGUGGCAGAGUGAGUUCAGAGGGCAGAUCAGAGCGCUGCGACACUGGCUCAAGGCCAUGGAGAUGAGACUUCCAACACUGGAUCCUGCUCUGCAAAGUGAUGGUCAGUCAAGUUCGGACCAGGAAUCAAGUCUAGAACAAUGGAAGGGUGCCAGAAGUGCGUUGGCUCUGAAAGAUGAGUUAAGAGAUCCAUUGACAUUCCAGCAAAAUCUGGAAACAUUGAUGACAUGGGUUUGUGAAAUUGAAGAACUGACAGCCAAUCAAAAACCACCAUCCUCAGAGUUCAAGGUGGUGAAAGCCCAACUGCAAGAACAAAAGCUCCUACAGCGCCUACUAGAGGACAGGAGACCCAGUAUGGAGACAAUGAUGCAGGAAGGCCCAAACCUGGCAGAUGGACUUCAGGAAGAUGACAGUGAAAAGACCAAACUCAAGCUUGCACAACUUAAACUCAAGUGGGAAGCUCUGGUUCAGGGUGCCAAUAGCAGGCAUACAAUUCUGGAGGUAAUUCUGCCAGUGGCUCAGCUGUUCCAGGAGAGGACAGACAGUCUUCAGCAAUGGCUCAUGUCUGUGGAUCAGGACCUAGCUGAGCUCCGCUCAACAGAGAGAGGGAUGAUUCAUCUGCAAGAAGCCACCAGACAGGCCAAGGCAGUCAUGGAAGCGAUGAAAGCAAAGAGUGUCGACUUAGGGAAACUCCAACAGUGUGCUCAUGAGCUCAUGGAAAAGAUUUCAGAGGAGGAAAUGCAGCUGGUGCAGGAGCGGGUAGACAGUCUGCGGAUCCGGUACUCUGUGUUGAGUCUGGGCAGUGCUGAUGUCCUGCAGAGGCUGGAACAGGCUCUCGAGGCAUCUAGUCGAUGUACCUCCAGUCAGGAGGACCUGCACCUGUGGCUGGGUCGCAUCGAGAGAGAACUGCUGGUCCCUGGUAACCAGGGCCAGACUGGGGACACAGUCUUGUGUUCUGCUGAGAGACAGAAGCUGGAACAGGCUGUUGAAAAGGAGUUGUCUUGGUUCAGAGACACCUCACUGGCACUGGAGAAGCUCAGUGCAAUUAAUCUAGACCCAGAGGUCAUCACAACCCAGCUCAAUGAGCAUAAAAUACUUGCUGUAGAGAUUCUGCAGCACAAAUUUAACAUUGAGAAAAUGGUGAAGAUUUUGGAACUCCUACAGACGUACAGUGAGGAUGGGGAGACUUUGAGUCUCCAGUCACGCCUAGACACCUUACAGGAGCAGUGUCAGGUCACUGCUGCCACUAAUUCCCAUGUCGUGCUUCAACUGGAACACGCUCAGUCACUCUUGUCUCAGUUCUCAGAGGGCUACGCUGAGGUGUUACCAUGGUUACAGGAAACCAAAGCACUAAUUGGCCAGUUUACCCUGAACACCAUCAGCUACGAGGCUUUCCGAGAACAACAGGACCUCUUGCAGGGUGUCAGGGAGUCCAUAGCAGAGCAUAAGCCUCUGAUGGCACGCCUUAGCAUGCUGGCCAAGCGUCUGUCAGACCUGAAUCCAGAUCAGGGACUGGAGUUCUGCCAGAAAGCCAAAGACUCUGAAGAGCAGCACCUGGCCAUCAGAGACAAGGUUCGAGAGGCUGCUGGGGUUCUGGAGGAGUCUCUGCCCCGCUACACACAGCUGAAUGAAAGGAUGACUCUGAUUGGAGAGAGACUGGGGCAUCUGUGCAGUCACCUCCAGGCCUCAGUGGCUCUACAGAGCUUGACCCCACGAAUUCGGGAGCAGCUGCAGGACAACAAGCACACAUUGACUGAGCUCUCCAAACUGGAUCUGGAUCUCAGCAGCGUGAGGACACAAGCUCAUGAGCUCCUGACCAACACCAGGGCUGUUGGGGAAAGUUCCAUUGGCACAGCCAUUCAGGAGCGGGUGUGCUGUCUAUCAAGCCACUGGGAGGAGGCGCAGAGACAAGCUCAGGAGAGGGAGAAGUGGCUUCUCAAUGUCAUGGAUCUGGCAGUCAGGUUCUGGAAUGAUGUGAGUGACAUGACAGCUGGACUGUAUGAUACCCAGCAGGCCGUUCUGGACCUUAACUCCAGUCGAUCCGAUUCUGAGACCAUCCGACAGAGCCUAGAGACCAUGCAGACACUCAGGGAGGACAUUGACUCACUGCAAGGUGACCUGGACACAUUAGGAAUUCUAGGAAUGGAACUCAUGUCAGCUUGUGGUGACACAGACAAACCGGAGGUCACCAAAAGUUUAGAUGAGCUCUACUGCACGUGGAACAAUCUCAGUAAGAUCUGGACAGAGUGCAACAGUAAGUUAGAGGAAUAUUUGCGAAUGACUCUCCAUUAUCAGGACAGCAUGCAGGGUCUCUUUGAGUGGUUGAAGUCUGCAGAGCUGAAAUCCACUGAAGAGUUUUCAGUGGGUUCUGACCUGGGAUCAAUCAAAGAGCAGCUAUGUGACCUGAAGGAAUUUAAGCGAGAGCUCUAUCAGAAGAAGAUCGAGAUUGAGAGUCUGAACCAUCGCUUCGUGUGUCGUCUUUCUCCGGGCACCGAACGGCCUGGAUCUAUCUCUCCACUGUGUGACUUCCGCCAGCGAUGGGACAGCCUGGAGUCAGAGACUGUCAGCAGACAGCACCAGCUGGAGUGUGCACUGCUAGGAUUGGGUCAAUUCCAGAACACACUAGACGAGUUGCAUGCCUGGCUCUCCCACACGGCUCACCUAAUGCAGGCCUCUCAGCCAAUCAGCAUUGACCUCCAGACCUGUGAGAUAGAGCUAGCCAAACACAAGGUUCUCAGUAAUGACGUGAUGUCCCAUGUGCACACGGUGGACUCUUUGAACCUGGCCGGAAGGAAUCUGCAGGAGUCCAGGGCAGGAGACAGCUCACAAGUCCUACAGACUUGUCUGGAAAAGCUGAAUGAACGCUGGGAAUUUGUGCGCUGUGAGACCGAGCGCAGACAGCUAGAGCUGGAAAAUAACCUCAGUCAGGUUCAGGAUGUAACCAUGGAGAUCCAAGAUCUCCUGCAGUGGCUGGAACACACAGACCUGAGGCUGUCGUCCAGUAAGACAGUGUGGGGUAUGCCAGACUCCGCCAACGAGAGACUGAAUGCUCACUUGGAUUUGUGUAAUGAGAUGGAUUCUAAAAUGCACGCCUAUACAAAUGUACGCAACGCCAUCAACAGGAUGCUUGAGGGCAGUGACGUGGCCCGGGGCUCCAGUACUGAGCACAGCUUAUGCAUACUGGAGCAGAAAUGGAGCUCUGUCUAUGCCAAAAUGCAAGAACGAAAGGCAAAGCUGACAGAGGGACUUGGUCUUGCUAAAGAGUUUAACAGUAAUGUCCAAGACCUGCUGACCAAAAUGGCCAAGUGUGAGGAGACCAUAACCACUUUACCUGCACCCAGCUUCAUCCUGGACACCAUCUCCUCACAGCUCCAGGAGCACAGGAUGCUGGUGAGUGAAGUGCAGUCUUACGGUGAAAGAAAGAUGAGUAUGGAGAACGCUGCCACACGUCUGUCUGAACUCAGUAGGAAGGAUGACUGUGAUGUCGUGCAGAACCUGAUCAUAACCGUUCAGGACCGAUACAGAAAACUUCUCCAACACACCACAGAGAGAGGGAAAACACUGGAGGAUGUCAAAAGACAUGCCAAACAGUUCAGUGAAUUGUGGCAUUUCCUGGUGGACUGGAUGGCAGAGGUAGAACAGACGCUGGAUACACACAAAGAGAUCGCUGUGUCACAAGAAGAGAUCAAACAACAGCUCACUGAACAAAAGGAGUUCCAGAAGCUUCUUCACUCAAAGAGGCCCAUGUAUGAGGCUUGUCUGAAGAGUGGCCGCUCACUACUGGAGAAAGCCCAGAGCCCUGAGGACACACAACACCUGGAGAACAUGGUGUCUGAGCUCAGAGACUCAUGGGACACCAUUGGUGGUAAAUCCAGCGAGAGGCAACAUAAGUUAGAAGAGGCCCUGCUGUUUUCAGGCAGGUUCACUGAUGCUCUGCAGGCUCUGAAUGAUUGGCUGUACAGAGCAGAGCCACAGCUAGCUGAAGAUGUGCCUGUCUGUGGUGAAAAAGACCUGGUCAACAAUCUCAUUGACAAGCACAAGAUGUUCCAGCGUGAACUCGGGAAGCGUGCCAGCUGUAUCCGCACACUGAAGCGGUCUGUCAGGGAUCUGACACGGAGCAGCACAGCAGAUGCCCACUGGCUGCAGGAGCAAAUGGAAGAGUUGGAGGGCCGUUGGGAGGCUGUGUGUAAACUCUCUGUGUCUAAACAGGCUCGACUAGAGGCAGCACUUCAACAGGCGGAAGAGUUUGAUGGAAUGGUUCACUCGUUCCUAGAUCAUCUCGCAGAUGUUGAGAGGGUUCUGAAAUAUGGAGUGCUACCUGAGGAAGAGGUGACCCUUUUGGCCUUUCAUACACAUCAUCAGGAGUCGAUGAAUUGCUUGAAUGGUCAACAGAUGGCACUAGAGAACAUUCGUAAACUGGGCAAAGAGAUUCUGUCCUUGUGUCACCCUGACUCAGUCAUCACAAUCAAAUCAUGGAUCAGCAUCACAAAGACUCGCUAUGAAGAGGUCCAGACAUGGGCGAAGCAGCAGGCCGAGAGGAUUCAGAGCAUACUGUCUGCUCUAGAGUCAGAGAAAGAGGAAGUACAGAAACUACUUGACUGGAUAUCCUCUGCUGAGGAGUCUCUCAGUCUAAAAGAACAGGAACCAUUGCCUGAAGACAUAGAGCUCGCAGCAGAGCUCAUUACUCAACACUCGGUGUUUAUGGAUGUGAUGAAAGGGAAGGUUCCAGAGGUUGAGAAUGCCACGAAAUCUUGUAAACAUAAGGUGAUUCUUAAGCAACAGGUUUCUCCUAGUCGCAAGGCACCAACAAAAAAGAGAGGCACAGCGAAGCCCCAACUGUCAGUACCUCUUCCUCUGGAGAAACUGGACCCUCAGACCCCUCUGAUGUGUCAGCUGGUCAGUCACUGGCAGAAACUCUGGCUUCUAGCCCACAGCAGACAGGGCAAGCUGGAAGAACAUCUGCAGAAGCUCAAAGAGUUGGAAGAGUUUGCAAACUUUGACUUCAACAUCUGGCGGAAAAGGUACAUGCAAUGGAUCAGUCACCUCAAAUCCCGCAUUUUGGAUGUUUUCCGUACUAUUGAUCGAGAUCAGGAUGGCCGUAUUACCCACAAGGAGUUCAUCAACAAUGUUCUGGCCUCGAAAUUCCCCACCAACUCCCUGGAAAUGACUGCAGUUGCCAACAUAUUUGAUGUUAAUGGUGACGGCUUCAUUGACUACUAUGAAUUUGUGAGUGCCCUCCACCCAAGCCGAGAUCCUUACAGAAAGACAUUAGAUGCUGACCAAAUCAAUGAGGAGGUGAGUCGGCAGGUAUCUCAGUGCAACUGUCCAAAGAGAUUUCAAGUAGAGCAAAUUAGUGCAAACCGCUACAGGUUUGGAGACUCUCAGCAGCUGCGAAUGGUUCGUAUUCUACGAAGCACUCUGAUGGUGCGAGUUGGUGGUGGAUGGACAGCACUAGAUGAGUUUCUGGUAAAGAAUGACCCCUGUAGAGUAAAGGGACGAACAAACCUGAAGAUAAAGGAGAAGUAUCUCUCUCCAGAUCCUUUUGAAACAUCAGGCCGCAGAGGAAGCGCUAAAGGUCUGACUGUGAGCAGAUCCAACUCCAGUCUCAGUUUAUACAGCAGUGCCUCAGCUCCCAGCAGCCCCCUCACCCGCAAGGCGCUGUUGCGCAGAAGUUUCUCUGGGGAGAGGUGUAUACGGCCCAGGAGCUCUAUUGCUGCAUUGGGAACGGAUAGUUUCUCUGCCGGAGGAGACGAUGACUCGCCUUCACCUUCAGAAGAUGCUGAGAGAGCGCCCACGUGACCGCCUUCUGCCCCCCACACCAUGAGAGCGACCAAAAUGGAGUUCCUUACUGUACUGAGGCCCAGAUCGAUGGAGCCUCAUAUCAGUGGCUACAUGUCAGACUUCCAUCAAGACAGCACAGCCAUCUCUCUGGCCAGAACUCAUAUGAUUCAUGUGAGCUAUGAGGUCCUGUGUUUGGACCAACAGUCAAAUAUUAAGCAAGGUCUGUUUCCAAUGAUGCCAUUGGAUUGUUAGCUCUACAGACUUUGUUUUUUACAAAUGGACUUGAUAGUAUUGAGAGACCAGUAAAAUGUCUUGCAUGGGUUUGAACAGCAUGCAGCUUAUGUAGUGCUUUACACAAGAUAUAUGCAGAGAGGUAAUUAUAUUCUUUAGUUUCCCUGUGUAAGGUGAGUGUUUUAUCUCACUCUGCAUUGUUACAAUAUGAGUAAGGCCACUGCCUUUUUUUAUAUUAGUUGAUUUGAGCAACCUAUUCAUAAUCAAGUGUUUGAACACUCUUGCAUAUAUACAUUUCAGAUAAAAGACACCCCACAGAUGAUGAUGCAAACUAGAAAAUGAACAGAUCUAGGCCUUCUUAAUGUAGGCUUGAGAAAUAUCUGCUGUCUUUACGAAGAGCACUGGUUUGAGGGUCCAUGUUUUUGUAUGUUUCACUGUAAUAUCGUCAUGUUUGAGUACCAGACUAUUUCAAGGUGUGGUCUAGACUAGAGAAUGAAUUUAACUCCCAUUUUGAAAGUUUUGUGGCUUUUUAGUCUAAACAAAACUAUCCUGUAGCAGAUCCUUUACACUUUUGACAGACUUUUGGGAAAAUUGACAUAAAUAUUGAUGACUCAUCUUGCACUUAUGGGCAUAUUAAAAAUUUUGUCCAAAAAAUGCUUUUUUCAGUGACAGUUUGCCUCCCUAAAACCAACUUCUGACUAGCAAUAACAAGUAGUUAAUAAUGGUUCAAGACUUUGACGCAAAAUGAAGGCUAUUCGAUAUUUAUAAAAAAAAAAUACAUAAAAAAACGACAAGCCCUUCAAUAUGUCCCACCCCAAGAAUAAUAAAAAAUUUUUUUUGAAUAAAUACGUCAACACAGGGAAAAUAAACUCAUCAAGCCAUUUCAUGGAGCCUUUAAAGAUUUGGUUAACUCCAUUUAAUUGUGAGUUCUGACUCAUUUGUUUCCCUCCUUUUACGUCCCAAAGUCAGUAAAUUGUAAAUUAGUGUGAUAUCCGGUUUAAAGUCACUUGUUGUUUUUUUUUACCUAAAUAAUGUUCUUUUUUUUAUUUUGAACAGUCAUGUCAUCAGUUCUAAUAACUUCCUGUAAGGAUAUGAAGGUGUAGGUCUCCGUGAGAUUAGCCUGACAUGCCUUGACAAAUGCUCCUUUUUCAGUGCCAGCUGUGAUUUUAUUUUAUUUAUUUUUUUGCUGUAUUUGAUCCAAAUGAAACCACAUUGAUAUGAAAUGCUUUUGUAUUGUGUCCUGCUCAGGGCAAAUUCUGCUGUAUAAAUCUUUUGCAAAUUAUUUUCUUUUCUUUUUUGGAAUGUAUUGGGUUGAAUUAUUCUACUAUUGUACAAGUGUUAUGGUUGUAGCAUUUGAUUCAAUUUACAUAUCAAAUAUGUGUGUCUUUUAAUUGUAUGCAUAUACAGUUUGAUUCUCUUAAUUUUGGGAGUUGAAAUGGUUUUUGAGGGUUUAGGAUUACAGCAUUUAAUGAGCGACUUAAGCCCAAAGUAUACUUCGAUUUUGACGCAAACGCUCAGCGUCUGCUUACAGUGGAACGUAAGCCUGUCAAAGUAUACUCCAUUUGACCGUGCGCGCAUACACAGGCGUUUGGUGCAUGCGUGCUAUGACUGCCAUAAGAUGCUGGACAAUUUAUUUUCAUAAGUUUAGACCCAUAAAGAUGUCUUUAUAGUCCUUCAUACUCAAGUUAUCCAAAUGCUGGUAUCUCCUGUCCUCCUCACACACGCGCUCUUGACGUGCACAUCCACUGUUGUUGUUUUUAACUUCUCCUGUUAUUUACCUGUGAUUACAUCUUCUAGCUUUUCUUCGUGACAGCAAUGGCUCAAAUGUGAGAAUUUCUACCUUGUGGAGCCAGUAAUUCGUGCAAACAAUUUCACGCACAUGCGCAUUCUGCAUGUUCAAAGAUGCACGGUUAGAAAAAUCGGGCUGUGCGCAUUCAGUGCUCGAGUAUGUCGGGAACUCCGUGCCAAAACCGAAGCAUCUGACCAACCGACAGACUGACCGAACGUCUAAGAGCGGGCGUACACGGUGCGAUUUACAGCUGUCGCGCGAACACCUAAUCGAUUUUUUCCAGUCGGUAGAGAUCGUGUGGAAAUCGUUGGUGCUCAUGUGGUCACGGCUCACAUCGUGUGAGAGGAAUUAUGAGCGGAACCGAGUGGCUUACGAGCAGCUCAUGGCCUCCGAAAAUUUUUAAAAUUGUCUAAAAAAUUGUGCUGCUGUCAGCUUGAAUUUGUGAGGUGUGUGCGGUUGAACGAGCCAAUUUGGCGAUCUACCUGAAAUUAUAUGAGUUUUCAGCUAAUGCAGCCCCUGGCUAUGCCAGUCUUCUUUUUUAUUUCUAAAUCGCAAACUACGAGGAAUUAAAGCAAUGUCCUCCUCUAGCUUUAUGUCUUAUAAUGAUAAAUAGCACAAAAAUUUGUGUGAUUGCUUCGGAAUUCGCCAGGUUGUUAAGUCGUGUCAUGUACGAUUGCACCUGUACGAUUAUCAGAUAAACUGACUUUUAACAUAUGCAGGGGCUCACGACCUCCCGAGUGUCAGAACUAGCACCAUGUACGCCUGGCUUUAUCGAAUGUCUUGGAGCAUCUUACACAGCUGGUGACCCACAUGACGACCUGACAUGAUGUCGACAUCUUGAAAUUAGCUGUUUUUUUUAACUAGGUAAGGAUCCAAGCUGUUGUUUAAAGACUAUAAAUGGACAAUACAGGUACUAGAUGUAGAUAUUUUAUACCUAAAACAAUACUCAACCAUUUUUCCUGUGUCCUGCUGUACUUCCCUCAAGAAGCAUUUAGAGAAAGGUGUUGUAGGCUAUUCUAAGUCAUUCUGAGUGAUGAACUGAUCUCUAUAAAUAAAGCUAUCACAUGUC